AAUUCGCGAGACCUCUUUCUGUCACUUUCAUUCUCUCGCCGCUCUUUUUAUUUCAAUUUUUUGUUUCCUCUUUUUUCUUCAAUUAUUCCGGUAUAUUCCGGCGAGCUAGUUAGGGUUCCGAAGAGAAUGGCAUUGCUUUCAGAUCUGGGGACCGAGAUCGUGAUUCCGGUGUGCGCAGUCAUCGGAAUCAUCUUCUCGCUCGUGCAGUGGUUCUUCGUCUCCCGCGUCAAGGUCUCGGUGGACCGCUCGGGAGACGCCGCGGUGAAGAACGGGAAGAAUGGGAACGCUGACUAUUUGAUUGAAGAGGAGGAAGGCAUUAAUGACCACAACGUCGUCGCCAAGUGCGCCGAGAUCCAGAACGCCAUUUCUGAGGGUGCUACAUCCUUUUUGUUUACUGAGUACCAAUAUGUGGGAAUUUUCAUGGUUGCUUUCGCAAUCCUCAUCUUCCUCUUCCUGGGCUCAGUUGAGGGUUUCAGCACAAGUUUCCGGCCCUGCACUUAUGAUCAGGAAAAGCUUUGCAAACCUGCUCUUGCAACUGCUAUCUUCAGUACAGUUUCCUUCUUGCUUGGUGCCAUCACCUCUGUCAUUUCUGGUUUCCUGGGGAUGAAAAUUGCAACCUAUGCAAAUGCAAGGACAACAUUGGAGGCUAGAAAGGGUGUUGGGAAAGCUUUCAUUGUUGCUUUCAGAUCUGGUGCAGUUAUGGGUUUUCUGCUUGCUGCAAAUGGCCUAUUGGUUUUAUACAUUACCAUCAAUCUAUUCGAGAUUUACUAUGGUGAUGACUGGGAAGGACUUUUCGAGGCAAUCACUGGAUAUGGGCUUGGUGGAUCCUCCAUGGCUUUGUUCGGAAGAGUUGGUGGUGGUAUUUACACCAAGGCUGCUGAUGUUGGUGCAGAUCUUGUUGGAAAGGUUGAAAGGAAUAUCCCGGAAGAUGAUCCGAGGAACCCUGCUGUGAUUGCUGACAAUGUUGGUGACAAUGUUGGAGAUAUUGCUGGAAUGGGGUCUGAUCUUUUUGGUUCAUACGCUGAGUCAUCUUGUGCUGCUCUUGUUGUGGCUUCGAUAUCAUCUUUUGGAAUUUCUCAUGACUUCACUGGAAUGUGCUAUCCUUUGCUUAUUAGUUCCAUGGGUAUCCUGGUCUGCUUAAUCACUACUCUCUUUGCUACUGACUUUUUUGAGAUAAAGGCUGUCAAGGAGAUUGAACCAGCAUUGAAGAAGCAACUAAUCAUAUCCACUAUUUUUAUGACUAUUGGAAUUGCAAUUGUUACCUGGACAUGCUUGCCGUCAUCAUUCACAAUCUUCAAUUUUGGUGUUCAGAAAGAUGUGCAAAACUGGCAGCUAUUCCUUUGCGUUUGUGUUGGACUUUGGGCUGGACUUAUAAUUGGAUUUGUGACCGAAUAUUACACCAGCAAUGCCUACAGCCCUGUCCAAGAUGUUGCUGAUUCCUGCAGAACCGGUGCUGCAACCAACGUUAUAUUUGGCCUUGCCUUGGGAUACAAAUCAGUCAUUAUUCCCAUUUUUGCCAUUGCAGCUAGCAUCUUUGUUAGUUUCACAUUUGCUGCUAUGUACGGUAUUGCUGUAGCAGCUCUGGGAAUGCUAAGCACGAUUGCUACUGGGUUAGCCAUUGAUGCUUACGGCCCCAUCAGUGAUAACGCUGGAGGUAUCGCUGAGAUGGCUGGCAUGAGCCACAGGAUUCGUGAGAGGACUGAUGCCCUUGAUGCUGCUGGGAACACCACCGCUGCUAUUGGAAAGGGUUUCGCCAUUGGGUCUGCUGCACUUGUCUCGUUGGCACUCUUUGGUGCCUUUGUGAGCCGUGCUGGAAUCUCAUCCGUUGAUGUUCUGACCCCUAAAGUCUUCAUUGGACUACUCGUCGGAGCUAUGCUUCCUUACUGGUUCUCUGCCAUGACCAUGAAGAGUGUGGGAAGCGCAGCUUUGAAGAUGGUUGAGGAAGUCCGCAGGCAGUUCAACACCAUCCCUGGUCUCAUGGAGGGUAUUGGCAAGCCUGACUAUGCUACAUGUGUGAAGAUCUCCACCGACGCUUCAAUUAAGGAAAUGAUCCCCCCUGGCGCCCUAGUCAUGCUCACACCCCUGAUAGUCGGCACCUUUUUUGGCGUCGAGACCCUCUCUGGCGUUCUUGCUGGUUCACUCGUUUCUGGUGUCCAGAUUGCGAUUUCUGCAUCCAACACCGGUGGUGCAUGGGACAACGCAAAGAAGUACAUCGAGGCUGGUGCUUCGGAGCAUGCACAGACUCUGGGGCCAAAGGGAUCCGAGCCGCACAAGGCGGCAGUGAUUGGUGACACCAUUGGAGACCCUCUGAAGGACACUUCAGGCCCGUCGCUGAACAUUCUGAUAAAGCUGAUGGCUGUGGAGUCACUCGUGUUUGCUCCCUUCUUCGCAACCCACGGCGGUCUGCUGUUCAAACUCUUGUGAAGAGUCAAAUGCCUGCUUACACUGUGUGGUUUAUACCUUCUGCGGUUGUACGAGUUAGGGGGUAGUUAGAUUGUGUUAUUCCGAUGAGAGGUGAUGAUAAUUGUGGUGGAGGAGGUCAUCCAAAUCCACCACAUCCUGUCGUAGUUCCUAUUUUGUUGUGUCAUUUCCUGACAUAUACUAGCUCUCUAGUCUUUUUUUGGUCGGCAACAUGGAUCCAUUGAGCUUCAUGAAUUUUCUUUUGCCAAAAUUUAACUGUUCUUUAUAUUUUUUAUGUGUGAUUUUUGAGUAUGAAGUUCGCACCUUAAUGGCGGAUUGGAAUGGAUUUGGACUUUUACUUCAA
Messenger RNA from Salvia splendens (bonfire salvia), 2764 nucleotides. RefSeq names its product pyrophosphate-energized vacuolar membrane proton pump. Gene Ontology annotation, molecular function: inorganic diphosphate phosphatase activity; diphosphate hydrolysis-driven proton transmembrane transporter activity. The record is from RefSeq and is a predicted model, not a curated record. Gene Ontology annotation, biological process: proton transmembrane transport. The coding region runs from base 127 to 2424 and encodes 765 amino acids. Gene Ontology annotation, cellular component: membrane. NCBI's taxonomy places the organism in Eukaryota, Viridiplantae, Streptophyta, Magnoliopsida, Lamiales, Lamiaceae. The transcript has 8 exons.